Molecule: messenger RNA, 1707 nt
Organism: Colletotrichum chrysophilum
Lineage: Eukaryota; Fungi; Ascomycota; Sordariomycetes; Glomerellales; Glomerellaceae
Exons: 2
Coding region: 1-1707 (568 amino acids)
Source: RefSeq, a predicted model, not a curated record
AUGGAUCCCCGAUCUUUCUUGCCGGUCUGGGACGAAACGACGCCAGGAGUAAUCCGCAUCACAGUGCAUCGCAACAUCGAAGGUCAACGAGAGCUCGUCGGCUUCAUCGUUCAUAAAGCCAAGACAGGAACAGUCGAGAUAGCCAACUUCAACGCCAACCUUUCUAUGGAUGAUUUGAGCAUCGGCGGCUCAACGAAGAGGAACAAUGAUAAGUUCGCUGGCGUUCAUGGUGAAGGAUUCAAGGUUGCAGCCCUCGUCAUGGUCAGAUCUGGGAUCCCAGUGCGCAUCCAAUCCACAUCUGCAAACUGGAACUUCGGAUUCAAAGGGUUCAACAAAGAUCGAUUCUAUUGCAAGAUUUCGAAGCCUAACACAAAGAAUGUCAAUUCUGAGACGGUCUCACUUACACAGCAGACAAUGGGAGGAACGCUGCGAUCCGAUCUGGUGUCGUACUCUUCCAGGGACGUGGCGAUCCAGCUCUCCCAUCCAGCAACGGGCAGAGGCUACCGCAAGCCCAUCACUGCAGAAGAGUUCCGCGCCUGGACGACUGUGUCGCUUGACUUGAGCAACCCCGAUCCCGACAAAAUGAUCCGAACGCAGCACGGAGACCUAGUCUUCGAUGAGAGGUUUGCAGGACAAAUCUACUUGAAGGGGUUCAAAGUGAGCGCUCCUACUCUUGGCAGCAAAUCUUACAGAUUCUGCUACAAUUUUGCGACUGGAAAGCUUGGUCGUGACCGGGAGAGAAUGACGUCUCACGACAAAGAGGCGGAAACGCUGGCCAAUAUCUGGGAGACAGCGGUGGCAGGCGACCAUGGCAACCUCGUACAGCGUUACGUCGAGCUUUUCAGUGAAGACUGUGUUGAUAUCAUCUCUGCUGAGAAGGCAUCCAGAAUCUUGGCCCGACGCAUCUGGACCUGGCUGAGAACUAGUCAACCGGGCGCAUUUUAUUAUUCAGAAGGCUCCGAUUCUAGGCAUGACGGUGGUCAUCAGGUUGGCAUCAUUCUGAACGAUAUCAAGAAGCAGCCUCGAAAGCUGGCCAAAGAGCUGUGGCGACUUCUUGUAAAAUACGACUGCGCCCGAACCCCCCAGCAGGAACGAAUCCGUCUGUUCUCGUCAUCCCAGCCUGUUGGUAAUGUGGAUGGCUACUUCGGUCUUAACAUCUCCCGUGUACUGAAGUCAGUUUUGGCAAUGGAUACAGCACUUUCUGGAAUUCAGCUCCAAUUCGUACAAGGUGCUGAUACCACCAUCGACCUGCACUUUGACCCGAAGAGUGGGGUGCUUCAGAUCAAUCAUAGAUGGCUCAAUUUCGAAGCCGUUCAUGUCGAAACUCCAUGCGAGUUCUUUGAGAUCGCGAAGCAUGAUGACGUUGACGACAUUUUCUACUGCGACCAUGUGGUAGAAGAUUUGCUUGAGCUUGCAAUGAACCAUAUACGGGACUAUGUCAACAUUUCUCCUUCCAAAGCCAUCGAGCUACGACGCCAGGCUCGGGAGUACAUUCGGCAGACCCCCAGAGGCGUCCAAGUUUCAACGACUUCCAAGGCUUGCGAGCUUCAAGUCCACUGGCUCCGAAACAACUACGAGCUGGUGUCCAGGAACUACCUCGAGAGGAAGGUCUGCAACGUCAAACUCCAUAGUCUCAGCACUUGUGAGACAAGACGUGAAGACCUCAUAAUCAACACAGUUAUGUUGCACACCAUUCUUGCCUCAUGA